Messenger RNA from Cottoperca gobio, 5588 nucleotides. RefSeq names its product voltage-dependent calcium channel subunit alpha-2/delta-1. Gene Ontology annotation, molecular function: voltage-gated calcium channel activity. The transcript has 41 exons. The coding region runs from base 208 to 3465 and encodes 1085 amino acids. Gene Ontology annotation, cellular component: L-type voltage-gated calcium channel complex. The record is from RefSeq and is a predicted model, not a curated record. NCBI's taxonomy places the organism in Eukaryota, Metazoa, Chordata, Actinopteri, Perciformes, Bovichtidae.
GUGAUCCAGUGAUCCAGUUUCAGUACCUGUUAGAGCGCCGGAUGGCCGGGUGAUCAGAUUAGAGGUGUCAGGGUUCGUUAAUCUGUGAGGGCGAGACAGACUGCCACUCAGGCUGCUUCUGCACACCGCUCCCAUUCAUCGGCGGCGAAGGGGAGCGGAGCACAUUUGGUGUUGACGCGCUUCGGGGAAUUUCCCCCCUUUUUUACAAUGGAUACCUGCAGGGUACGAGCCUGGGUGUUUCUGAUCCUGGUAUGGCAGGACGGGUCUUUGGCAUCGCAGUUUCCGACACAGCUCAUGAUUAAAGAUUGGGUUGAUCAGAUGCAGAAAGAGCUUGUCACCCUGGCAGAUACAGCUACAGCUGGGAAGAGCCUCACUCAGAUUUUUCUGAGAAACCAGCACCUGUACACUGUGGAGCAGAACGACGCAGAGGAGCUGGUUGCCAGAGCAGCCACAAAAAUUGAACAGCUGCUGCGGAAGAGAUCUGCUGCCUUGGAGAAAUUGGCCACAGCCGCUGAGAACUUCCAGAUGGAGCAUAACUGGAAAGACGAGUUUGAGGGUGAUGAAAUCUCCUACUACAACGCAAAGGACAAUCUGGAUGCAAAUGAGACAAAGGGAAGGAAAUACAGGAUUCGCCCAGACUUUAAAGAGGACCUGUCAUUUAAACGUUUGACUGAUCACAACCACACGGCUGUCCACAUCCCCACUGACAUUUAUGAUGGUUCCACCAUUGUGCUGAAUGAGCUGAACUGGUCCGAGGCAUUGGAGGACGUGUUUAGAAAGAACAGAGAGGAUGACCCGACCCUUCUCUGGCAGGUGUAUGGAAGUGCUACGGGCCUGGCUCGCUACUACCCAGCUUCUCCCUGGAUGGAUGCUCGCAAGACCCCCAGUAAGAUUGACCUGUAUGACGUCCGCAGGAGGCCAUGGUACAUUCAAGGAGCUUCCUCACCCAAAGAUAUGCUAAUCCUUGUGGAUGCAAGUGGGAGUGUGUCUGGCUUGACUCUCAAUCUGAUCAGGACCUCCGUCAGCGAGAUGCUGGAGACUUUGUCUGAUGACGACUACGUCAAUGUAGUUUAUUUCAACACCAGGGUGAACAAGACGGCGUGUUUUGACCACCUGGUUCAAGCUAAUGUCAGGAACAAGAAGCGGCUGAAGGAUGCUGUUCAGAAUAUCACAGCUAAAGGAAUUACAAACUACACAAAAGGCUUUGAGUUUGCUUUUGAGCAGCUGUCUACGACUAAUGUGAGCAGAGCAAACUGCAACAAGAUCAUCAUGCUGUUUACUGAUGGAGGAGAGGAAAGAGCUCAGGCCAUACUGGAGAAGUACAAUGCUGACAAAAAGGUGAGGAUAUUCACCUUCUCAGUAGGACAACACAACUACGAUAAAGGACCGAUUCAGUGGAUGGCCUGUUCCAACAAAGGUUACUUCUAUGAGAUUCCUUCGAUAGGAGCCAUACGAAUAAACACACAGGAGUACCUGGAUGUCCUGGGUAGACCAAUGGUUCUGGCAGACAAGCAGGCCAAACAAGUCCAGUGGACUAAUGUAUACCUUGAUGCUCUGGAACUGGGUCUGGUCAUCACUGGAACACUACCUGUCUUCAAUAAAACAAAGACCAAAGAUGACAGGAAUGGCGAGCACCAUAAUCAGUUGAUCCUUGGCGUAAUGGGGAUUGACGUGUCUCUGGAUGACAUCAAGAUGCUCACACCGCGCUUCACAAUUGGUCCAAACGGAUACUACUUUGCCAUUGAUCCCAAUGGAUACGUCCUGCUGCACCCUAAUCUCCAGCCAAAGAAUCCUAAAUUCCAGGAACCUGUUACCCUAGACUUCCUGGAUGCUGAGCUGGAGAAUGACAUCAAAGUGGAGAUCAGGAAAAUGAUGAUUGAUGGUGAGACAGGUGAACGUACCAUUAACACUCUGGUGAAAACUCAGGAUGAGAGGUACAUAGAUCGAGGAGUCAGGACCUACACGUUCGCACCGGUCAAUGGAACAGAUUACAGCCUGGCUCUUGCUCUGCCUAAAUACAGUGAACACUUCAUUCAAGCAAAACUGGGGGAUGACAUGAAAAAAGAUAUGUCUUCUUCUUGGGGGCAAGAAGCCAUGGAAACCAUACAGCAGGAGAGGUUUGAUGAGUAUGGUUACACCUACAUCGCUCCAAGGGAGUACUGCAAAGAGCUGAAGUUGUCACUCAACAACACCCAGUUUGUCCUCGACUUCAGCCAGUACAUUGAUAGGAACAUCCCAGAUGCAUGCAAUGUGUCCCUGGUGAAUCGACUAAUACUGGACGCAGGUCUGACAGCUGAACUGGUGAAACUUUGGAUUGAGCAGACAGUGGAUGGGAUAGUGGCCAGGUUUGUAGCCACAGAUGGAGGAAUCACAAGAGUCUACCCAAGAAGUGCUGGGGAAGAGUGGACUGAAAAUCCUGAGACAUACGAGUCCAGCUUCUACAAAAGGACCCUGGACAAUGAAGUUUAUAUUUUCACAGCUCCAUAUUUCCCUGAGGGCAGGGAGUCUGUUUCUGAGUCAGGUAUUCUAGUGAGCAAAGCAGUGGAUGUCACGAUUGACGAAGUCACUCUCAAACCAGCCGUGGUGGGAGUAAAGCUCAAUGUGUCAUUCUGGAUGAACAUUUUUAUAAAUGCUACACUGAAACUGAAUUGCAAGGAUGAGAUCUGUGGCUGUCUAAGGAAUGACAAGCACGUAGACUGUGUGAUCCUGGAUGAUGGCGGAUUUCUACUCAUGUCCAACCAGGAUGAGUAUAUCACCCUGAUAGGUCAGUUCUUUGGUGAGGUGGAUCCUGUGCUGAUGAUCAACCUGGUCAACACCUCCCUGUACUCCUUCAACAAGACCUAUGACUACCAGUCUAUCUGCGACCCAGAGAAAGACAGCAAGACUGCAGCAGGAACCCGCUCCAUCUAUGUGCCUACCAUUGCAGACUUGCUCAGUAUUGGCUGGUGGGCCUCCAGUGCUGCCUGGUCGAUACUCCAACAGCUCUUCUUUGGUCUCAUGUUCCCCAACCUUCUCGAAGCAGCGGAGUCAGCAGAUGAUGACAUACCAGAUGCCAUUUUUAAGGAAAGCUGCAUCACAGAGCAGACUCAGUACUUCUUUGACAAUGAUGAAAGAUCCUACUCAGGUGUCCUGGACUGUGGAAACUGUUCCAGGAUGUAUCGUGCCGAGAAGCUGCCAAACACCAACCUAGUGUUCCUGAUCACUGAUGCCAAGGCAACGUGUUUGUCCUGUGACCCCAGGCCGCUACGACAGGCUGAACAACCCUCUGAAGGUCCUAAUCCAUGCGAGCUAGCUCAGAAUCCUAGAUACCGCAAAGGGCCGGACGUGUGUUUCGACAACAAUGAAAACGAUGAGCCCUUGUGCCCAAUCAGCAGAGGUUCUACAUUGAGCCCCACACUUCUCUUGUUGUUUCUGGUGCUCACUUCAGGGAAGAUGAUUCUGAUUGUGGAGGAGGGACCUGCCUAAGCCCGUGUCUUUGGCAAAUGCUUGGGCUCCAACUACUGCUGCUGUGGCUCAUCACAUCUUCACAACACUCAUGACCCCCACACACACACACACACACACACACACACACACACACUUAUCGUCAUCGUAUCCCACAAGAGCCCAGAAGACACUCCAGUAAUGGCAUCCAGGAUGUAUGCAGAAUAUUUGCAACAAGACAUGUUUUCUGAUGACAGUAUCAUUUUUCAAUGCCAAAGGGUGCUCAAUUAUUUCCUCCUUGUCAUUUUCAAAAAUAGAGACACAUUUACUGUGCUCAGCUGCACUCAUUUCCAUGAUAUACUCCUUAAUACUCUCUUAUGGUGCAAGAGUAAGAGCUAACCAAACCCUUUAAUUCUGCCUCAUUUGUUUCUUUGAUUUAUUUAGCAGAGGUUGAAGAGUCCCACUUUGCCAACUAAAUAUCAUUCAAAGACUGUAUGUUCACUGACAGCGUUGAUUUGUGUAGUUGUCGAUAUUGUUUGUUGCUUAUUUAUUGCGUAUGAAUCAUUAUGCUUCAAUGAUUGUUUAUUUUUGGCAACCAGUGCAACUAUAUCCCUUUUGUUUAAGUGUUUUUUAAAUGUACUGUACCCUACCUAUUACCUAUUUAUUUUUUUGUACUCAAAAUCAACAAGCAUUACGUGACUAGCUAGGUGUUGUAUUGUAGCAGCAUGUGCUCAGUACAGAGCUAAAGACAGCACUAGUACUCUGACACCAAAGCUCCACACAGUACCAAGGUUCACAGAUACACACAACCCUACUACAGAGAAUCUGCAGGCCAGUUUAUUUUAAGAGAUUCCUCAGAUAUGGGUGUAUUCAAGUUAUGACGUUAGCUAUCUAGCUCGCUAGAUAGAUAGAUAGAUAGAUAGAUAGAUAGAUAGAUAGAUAGAUAGAUAGAUAGAUAGAUAGAUAGAUAGAUAGAUAGAUAGAUAGAUAGAUAGAUAGAUAGAUAGAUAGAUAGAUAGAUAGAUAGAUUAGAUAGAUAUCGUAUGUACCUCAUGUGAAUCAAAAUCUAUUAGGAUAUUACAAUCUCAAAUAUGUUUGUAGCCUACUUGGUCUGACAGCUUUGGUUGUCUUCAAUUUGAUGCAUCAAAUUCCCAGUGCCUACAUAGUAGCUCAAUCAGUCUGUUAUAUGAAUGAAAUAACGAAUCAGAGUUGUAUUCUUAAUAUGUAUGUUUCUAUGCUAAUGCUUGCUGCAGUAUAGCAGAGCGGGUAGCCCUUGCAGUAAUAUGUUGUGAAAUGAGCCAAAUUGGCUGCAGUUAUUCUAAUUGAUGUGACCCAGACAACAGUAGAAACAAACAGUGAUUUUGAUUAUGGGAAAGGAAUAUAAUUUUCCUCCAUGAUCAAAACAAACCUAAACCAUACUUGAGCUUUGUGUUCCAACACCUCUCUUUAUUAGUGCUGUUUCUGUUCCCUCUCUGGAUCACCAGACUCAGGAGCCAAGAUGACUUGUGAAUGAGAUGAGCAUAUCAAAAUGACUGUUUCUUUGUUUUCUUCUCCUUGCUGUAUUCCUCCUUAUGCUUGUUUCCUGUUUGUAUUGCUCUAUAAGUGCUGUGAAGCAGACGCUGAAGGCUCAGUGUCGAAAUGCUGCAAUGUCAUGGGAUGAGCUUGUUCUGUGUUUGAACGCUGUCUAUGCCUAUGAUCAGCAUCAGGGUCUGUUGGAGAGAACUUUGAGAAUACACUACCAGUGGCAAUUGUGCAUUGCCUGACAUUACCAUAAAUCAUAAGGAUCAAGUGUUUAAGUUUUCCUUUAUUUGUAGCUAUUUUAACUAAAGUAGAGUUCUCUCCACCUAGCCUUCAUGGUGACCUUGUUAAGUGUUCAGGUUAUGCCUGUCUAUCAAAGUCGCGUGUUGACGUGUUUUACCCCGGGGGUCCCGUGUCUUUGUGCAGGCAUGUGCGUGUCCCUCCGAUAUCUGAUUGUGCUUUAAUACUGUACAUGAAUUACUCUUUUGUGGAACUUGACUAGCCUGAAUACAUUUUGUAUACAUUUGUACACUUAUACUAUUUACUGUAUAAAAGAGAAAAUGAAAGAAAAGAAAAAUGUUUAUAACAUGGUGUUGAUUAUUGUGCAAAUAUAAUAUAUUCACAAUAAAAGUGUUGUAUUGUUAUGA